UCCGAGAGAAACUCCUCGAGAAGGCACGCGCCCUCGCGCUCUUCCUCCCAGCCUCGCCCUCCGCUCUCCAGGCGUCAAACGAUCUGCUUCCGUUGAGACUGCGAGGGGGGAGGGAGGAGGACAGGGGAAGGACCGGUAGCCUAGCAACGGAGACAAGAAAGUGGUAGCCCGCCGGCCGAUGCGUGCCUGCGUGCGUAGGGCGGUUAUCAGCGGCGGCAGCAACAACAACGGCAGCGCCGUGCAAAUAAAAUUGACUCUUCUUCUUCCGGGAUGUGAGCUUAAGCUGAAGAUCAAAUUAUUCCCCUCGCAGUAUGUUAUGUUGCUUCUAUAUUAAAUCACCACAGAAAUUGACCAAUAUAUGUAUGUAACGUUGGGAUUUAAGACAGACAUGAAGGUAAUUAGGCAUUCUGAGGAGGCAUUGAAAACAGCUCUUCUCUCCAAGGACAGACAGCUUUUGAAGCUUUAUGAGAAGUUUGAUCCUAAGGAGAAGCAUUUGCUGAAUGAAGCAUUUCAACAAGACAGUGCUCUUUUUAAACCUAUAACUCUGGAAUCUGAAUCAGACUGGAUUUCCUCACAUCCUGAACCCACCCAGGAUUUUUCACAGUUUUAUCAUGACCCCUGCAGAAAUUUGCCAACCCCACAGAAGAGACAGAUUUACAUCCAGCCUAUUGGUUCUUUUGGAGAUGCCAAAGUUAGCACAGAUGUCUACUUGAAAUGGCUGAGAGAUUAUUGUGAAGCAUUUUACUACGGCCUGACUGUAAGAAUCCUAGACCCAAUACCAGUUUCACACACAGGUUGUGCUUUUCGAAUCAAUGAAUACAUACACAAUCUGCAAAUCCAUGCAGGGUAUCUCUUGAGUUACCUAAAGAAAAAAAAGCCAAAGGAUGCUUUUUGCAUUGUGGGAAUAACCGUGAUAGAUCUUUACCCCAAGGAUUCUUGGAAUUUUGUCUUUGGACAAGCCUCCUUAACAGAAGGGGUGGGGAUCUUCAGCUUUGCCAGAUAUGACAGCGACUUCUACAGUGCAGACUACAAGGGCAAGUUGAAAACAACGAAAAAGCUUCCUGCAGCUGACUAUUCUGUGUUUGAUGAUUACUACACACCUGAGAUCACAAGUCAACUGCUUCUAAGAUCCUGCAAAACUUUGACUCACGAGAUUGGACACAUCUUUGGGCUCCAUCACUGUCAGUGGUUACAAUGUGUUAUGCAGGGAUCUAAUCAUCUGGAGGAAUCAGAUAGACGCCCAUUAGACCUUUGUCCUAUUUGCUUGCGCAAGCUGCAGUCUGUUCUUGGGUUCAGCAUUCUGGAAAGAUACAAGGCGCUGCAGAGAUGGAUAGAGGACAAAGCUAAUGGAACAGAAGAAGGGCACAGCAGUGAAGCUAGAGGAAGAUUGCCAAAGCCGGUAGAAUCAUUUACGGAAAGUUAUGAGUUGCUUAUGAAGUGCUUAGACGUUCUCCAGAAAUAGGUUUGCUAUGCAAGUUCAAAGGGAAUGCUCUUAUUAUAAUAGUAUAAUCACUGCUAAAGUAUGGUGAUGAAUUAAAUAUAUUUUAAAUUACAAACUUAAUAUACCCCUUAACAGUAAAUAUUUAAGCUGUUUGUUCUGCAUGUUUUCCUUUGUCUCUAUUAAGUUAGUUUUUUUUCCUGGAAUGUCUAACACAGUCUAAACACAUUAUUUAUUUCUUAUAUUGAAAGAGUUAAGCUGUGCUGCAGUCCAUGGAACUGCUGUCAGGCAUCUGAAUUAAUUGUUUUGUCCACAAUAUUGAUUGACAAAUUGAGCACUGUUUCUGUCUGUAAAAUACCUGCUUACAUGACUUUGGAACAAACAUCAGCAACUUAAAGGAGCAUUUUCUCUGCCUGUUGAGCAAAUGGUCAUGUUUGCAUUCCAUGAUAAAUGACAAACCCUGCUUAUUUGCAUGGAACAAGAAG
Messenger RNA from Thamnophis elegans (Western terrestrial garter snake), 1923 nucleotides. It is a transcript of the gene AMZ2, whose product is annotated as archaelysin family metallopeptidase 2. Lineage: Eukaryota; Metazoa; Chordata; Lepidosauria; Squamata; Natricidae. Gene Ontology annotation, molecular function: metallopeptidase activity. Bases 359 to 1462 code for a protein of 367 amino acids. The record is from RefSeq and is a predicted model, not a curated record. The transcript is spliced from 8 exons. Gene Ontology annotation, biological process: proteolysis.